Messenger RNA from Tachysurus vachellii, 3316 nucleotides. Its product is annotated as myogenesis-regulating glycosidase. Bases 213 to 2282 code for a protein of 689 amino acids. Gene Ontology annotation, molecular function: hydrolase activity, hydrolyzing O-glycosyl compounds. The transcript has 3 exons. Gene Ontology annotation, biological process: carbohydrate metabolic process; skeletal muscle fiber development. The record is from RefSeq and is a predicted model, not a curated record. NCBI's taxonomy places the organism in Eukaryota, Metazoa, Chordata, Actinopteri, Siluriformes, Bagridae.
CGUGACGUUUCUGAGCCUCGCAUAGAGACCUGUGACUCUCUCACUAAGCUCGAGCUGCUGCAGCUGUUCCACAUCAGGUGAUAAAACUGAUUUGUGCACGUGAAACAGAAAGGUGUUAACAAGUAAUGAGCAGUACAUUCCUGCAUAUCCACUCAGGCAGAUGAAGAAAAGCUUUUUACUAAUGCUCAGAGUGUCUCCUGGAGGUUACAAAGAUGUACCAAAUCGUACCAGCGACAGUGGGAGAUAUUGGCAUCAGUGGCAUGCGUGAAUACACCUCCCCAAAGAAAAGAGUAGAUCGGCGUGGUCGUCGCCUGAUUGUGUCCAGCUUGUUUGGGGCCGUGCUAGUCAUAGCAGCUGUGGUAGCUUGGUGCUAUUAUUCUGUGUCUCUCCAGAAGGCAGAUCUACUAAAGACUGAACUGCUAGACCUCAAUAAAGAUGGCUUUGUCAUUCGCAACCAAGUUGGAGCUAUCAUCUUCCAAAUGGCAUUCAGGUCAGGUUCCCUUGAUCUGGACUCUUGCUCCAAAGAAGGCAGAAUUCUCAGUUGCAGCCGAUCUAUGGCAGGAAAGCUUAAUUUCUUCAUCGAAACUGUGAGACCCAAGGAUACGGUAAUGUGUUACCGUGUGCGCUGGGAGGAGCUUGAUGCAUACCGUGCUGUAGAACAUGCCAUGUCCUACAGUGGCUCUCACUGGUAUGGUGGGGCAGAGUCCUGGUCCCAGCACUGGCCAAUUGUUUUUGCAGGAAACCAGGAACCCAAACCUUUCAUUACUAGUGAUGUCAAUUCCAAUCAGCCAGACUUCGGGGGCAUCCUGGAGCGUUACUGGCUCUCCUCCAAUGCAACCGCUAUCAAAAUCAAUGCCUCCGUCCCAUUCCAUCUUGGCUGGGAUGAGAACAGUAAGAUGAUGAGAUUCCAAGCACGGUAUGACGACACUCCGUAUAAGCCAGACAAUGCACAGCCUGUCCACUCUGAGCUGAGCUAUCGUGUUUGUGUUGGGUCUGAUGUGACUUCCAUACAUAAAUACAUGGUCCGUCGUUAUUUUAACAAACCCAAUAAAGUUCCUUCAGAGGCAGUUUUUAGAUGGCCAAUUUGGUCCACAUGGGCCUUGCACAAGACUGAAGUAAACCAGGAGAAGCUGAUGGCCUACGCAUCUAAGAUUCAAGCACAUGGCUUCAACUGCAGCCAUCUGGAGCUGGAUGAUCGAUAUACCAGAGGCUAUGGAGAGUUUGAGUUUGAUCCAGUCAAGUUCCCUAAUGCAACCUAUAUGUUUCAGAAACUUCGAAAGGACAAGUUUGAAGUCACGCUCUGGACCCAUCCUUUUGUGAACUACAACUCCAGUAACUUUGGAGUUGGAGUGGAAAGAGGGCUUUUUGUGCGAGAACCUACUGGCGAGUUACCUGCCCUGAUCCGGUGGUGGAAUGGUAUUGGUGGCAUUUUGGAUUUCACCAAUCCAGAAACCCGUGAGUGGUACGCCUCACACCUCCGUGCCUUAAAGAACAAAUACUCCAUAGCUUCCUUUAAGUUUGAUGCUGGGGAAACGAGCUACCUUCCCCAACAAUUUAGAACCUUCACGCCUCUGCAUGAUCCCAGCGUAUUCACUCGCCGCUACAGUGAGAUGGCAAUCCCAUUCAACGACCGUGCUGAACUACGUGCUGGGUAUCAAUCUCAGAACAUCUCCUGCUUCUUCCGGAUCACUGACCGUGAUUCAGUCUGGGGCUACGACUUGGGGCUCAAGUCGAUCAUCCCUACUGUGCUAACUGUUAGCAUUCUUGGUUAUCAGUUUGUUCUCCCAGACAUGAUUGGUGGAAAUGCUUACCCAAACCGCACUGAAGGAAAUCGUGGACUCCCUGACCGGGAGCUCUACAUCCGCUGGCUGGAACUACUAGCAUUCAUGCCAGCUAUGGAGUUCUCAAUCCCACCAUGGCUGUAUGACGAUGAGGUUGUAGAGAUCGCUAGGAAGUUUACAAAGCUUCAUGAGACCCUGGUGGCUCCUCGAGUGCUCGAACUUGCUGGGGAAGUGUUAGAUACUGGCGAUCCUAUUAUUCGCCCUUUGUGGUGGAUUGCCACAGGCGACGAAGCUGCCUACAAAAUCGAUUCACAGUUUCUCAUAGGGGACGACCUUAUGGUAGCACCAGUUCUUGAGGCAGGCAAGCAGGAGAGAGAUAUUUACCUCCCAGCUGGCAGAUGGAGAAGCUAUAAGGGUGAACAUUUUGAGAAAGGGCCAAUACAUCUAACUGACUACCCUGUGGACUUGGAUGAGAUUGCCUACUUUGUGUGGUCAGGAUGAUUUUCACUGAUAAGUGAAAUGUUUGCACACAACAGACUCAAAUCUCUAUUGGAGUUCCAUCGAACAAGCAUUCACGCACAAUUUAUUUCUUACAUUCAUGUGCCUUGUAAUUGUAAUGUCACUAACCAGCAUACAUAAUAUUAAAUUUGAACAAGUUUUCAAAAAAAUAUUCAAUAUCAACAGAAAUGUUUUGAAAUGGAUUCUAGGAAGGUAGAAGUUACCAUUUCUGAUUUCACCUGUUGAGAGAAAUGUAUGCAUUGGCUUUUGGACUUUUAACAUAGAAUGUCAGUGAAUGUUCCCAACAGUUCUCGAAUGGAGGAAAUGUAUUAACAGGUAUUAGGUAAUAGGUAUUACAAAGGGAUCUACCAAAGGGAGUGGGACAAAUGUAACCAAUCUAACUUAUGACCACAUUCCAUCAGAGGAAGCGUAAUUGUUGUAGUGACACACUGGGAGUUUUAUAUAUGGUUACGAAUUGCUACUUACUUUGACAGCACAUGCAUUAAAAAAGAAAGCACAAAAGGAAACAUUGAACCUUGAUAGGAAACAACAAUGCAUUUUGGUCUGUUCUUUUUAUCCUCCUUAAAAAUGCAUUAAAAACUACUGACCAUGCCAGCAUCCAGCAACCGCAUUAAACACGUUACAUGAUCUACAGUAUGGCUUUAAUAUGUAAAUAAGUGUUUGUCUUCAGAUUAUUUUCUUCUCCUGCUGAUUAUUAAUUAUGGUAAUUGCAGAUACUGUUCUCUGUGAGCUGUUUGCCUUCAGUUGCUUUAAGAAUUUAAAAUGAACAGGGCAAUAAGAUUUAUUUAUUUAUAAUAAAUCCGAAGAGGCUUUGAAGCCAAAUAAAAAAGGUUUGAUUGUAUUGCACUGAUACUGUGAAUUAAAUUACUUUCCAGAUUAUUAAUACAGCAAGAGAUAAUCAAAGCAUCAAAUGUAACAAAACAUAACAAGCCUUGCCUGUUAGAUAUAAAAUGGAAAGUUGUCAAGUUUAUUUAUUGUUGACUGGCUGCAAAUAAAUCAAAUUUUUUUAGACUAUG